AUAAAAGUUAACAAAUACCACUUAAGAAAAAGGGGAGCGUUUCCUGAAGUGGGUUCUUCUAAAGGACUUUGUCGUCGUGGCCUUCGUAUUUCUAAAAUCCUGGAAAUAACCCAUAAUUUUUAUCUGGGCUCAUCGAUGCAUUAACCGACACAUAAAGGGGAGUACACACAAUGAUUCAGAUUAACCCAGAUUUGUUUUAAACUGAUUUUUAAAAAAUGUGCAUUUCUGUUUUCAUUUGGCCCUGCAAACAUGUCCAAUAAAAUGAUUUUAUUGUGAAAGGUUAGCCGGACGUUAUAUCUUUCGUUUCAUUACUCUGUUAGCAUUAGCAUUAGCGUUUCGCUCUUACACAAGAACUUUGUAGAUUUUAUCUACUUUAAAUGACAGGAACAAAUUAACAUGUGCACAUUUUUAUAGUUUUGUACACGAAUAUAAAUUGUGUUUCAGUCUGCGGUUCUCUGCGUCUUUAGCCAUUAACGCACUUGUAGCUAGCGUGGCCAAUGCUAACCGGCUAGCCGCUAAUGCUGUCAGAGGGCAGAAGUUAAAGUUAAGUUUUACUCACAUUCGACAAAUAAUGCUACCCAGUCAGAUAUUAUAGUUGUAUUUAGAUGCACACGGAGCAGAAUGAGGGCUUUACUUGGUGUUAAAACACAGCAGCUGCUCAGCAGAGUCUUCAGACCAUCAGCAGCAGUGCGAUGGCGAGCAGCUCAGACCAGACUCUUCUGCAGCUCUUCGCCAGAUGAGGGAAAGCCCCGACCGUCCAUGCUGCGACACCUGACCUCCAAAAUAAAAGCCACAGGUCCGAUUCCAGUGGCCGAGUACAUGAGGGAGGUGCUCACCAACCCCGUGACGGGUUAUUAUGUGAAGAACAACAUGCUGGGACCAGAUGGAGAUUUCAUCACUUCACCAGAAAUCAGUCAGAUUUUCGGAGAGCUGCUUGGUGUGUGGAUCAUCAGCGAGUGGAUGGGAGCGGGUGGACCCAAACAGCUGCAGCUGGUCGAGCUCGGACCUGGAAAAGGAUCGUUGGCCAGCGACGUCCUCAGAGUGUUCGGUCAGUUGCGGUCGGUGCUGGGCGACGUCUCGGUGUCGCUGCACCUGGUCGAGGUGAGUCCGGCUCUGAGUCAGCUUCAGGCCCAGAAUCUGACCAGGGACCGCAGCCGGGAGGCAGGCGCCGAGGACGAGCCGGUUUACCGCCGAGGGGAAACUGCAGCCGGCCUGCCGGUGUCCUGGUACCGCCGCUUAGACGACGUCCCCACAGGUUUCAGCAUCUUUCUGGCUCAUGAGUUCUUUGACGCUCUGCCCAUCCACAAAUUUCAGAGGACGGAGAAAGGCUGGAGGGAGGUGAUGGUGGACAUCGACCCGGGGAAGCCGGACCAGCUGAGGUUUGUCAAAGCGCCGUCUCCCACCCUGGCCUCGUCCACACUCGUACAGGCAGACGAAAGGCGGGAUCACGUGGAGGUGUGUGCAGAGGGCGGGGUCAUCGUCCAGCAGCUGGCCCGGCGUAUCGCAGAGGACGGCGGAGCGGCGCUGAUCGCCGACUACGGCCACGAUGGAAACAAGACGGACACGUUCAGAGGUUUUAAGGGUCACCAGCUCCACGACGUCCUGGCCUCCCCCGGCUCGGCCGACCUCACCGCCGACGUGGACUUCAGCUACCUGCGGAGGAUGGCGGGAGGGGGCGUGGCCUGCAUGGGGCCCGUCACUCAGAGGACGUUCCUGAAGAACAUGGGCAUCGACACACGACUACAGGUUCUGCUGAGGAACUGCAGCGACCCGUCCACCAGGAAGCAGCUGAUCAGCAGCUACGACAUGCUGACCAACCCCGCCAAAAUGGGCGAGCGCUUCCACUUCUUCAGCCUGCUGCACCACAGCCGCCUCGCCAAACCCAAGACACCAGAGGGGCUGAAGCUGGAGAAGAAGAGCCCGGCGCCGCUGCCGGUGGCCGGAUUCACCGAGCUCAGCUUCUCCUGAGGGUUUUCAUCAACAGGUCAGAGAAGUCUGGGAACAACUGGAAACUUAUCUGAUCUUUUUUUAGUCAAGUGUGGGAGCUGGGACAGACAUUAUGGGAUAUCUGGGAGAUUUUGAAAGCUCCAAAUUUGACGGAUCAUGUCAACGGGACAAUGCUGUUUUUACGGCUGAUGUUUAAAAAUGUGCUGUUUUCACACAGGUGAAUGACACAGUGAAUCUAACUUAGAGAACAAGAAGAAAAUAUUGCAGUAUUGAACCUGGUUUUUUGACCAAUAUGAUGUGAACUAAAAAUACAGUUUCUCUUGAAGUCAAUUUUAAAGGCAUUUUAAUGCCAAAAAGGGAAGACAAAAAAUAUUGUGUGGGUUUUUUGACUUUGAUUGUUUAAUCGGUGAUAAAAAACAGUUGCUUAAUGAUGUAAGAGAGACUUUCAGAAUCCAAGCAAUCUCCCAAAUUCUACAAUUUCGUAGCCAUGUGCGAACCCUGGUCCUUAAAAUUCAGAGCAUACUGACACCUGAUAUCCAUCGACUGGAGUAAACUGUGACACCACUUCAGGUCAAAGGUCGUCCCGCUGCAGGAGGAUCUUUUUCCUCCCUCGCACGUCAUCUCUCGGCCGGCUGCCUCCGUCCACAUCUUGAAGCAGUUGGCUGAGCUCACAGUUGUGCAGCGGCCAUUCAGAACGAGCCCGCCGCUCCUCCGGUAGCAAUUAAAAGAUUCAGUUACACAUGUGGGGGGGUCGCCACUGCCAAGACAAGCAGCCGUCCUCCAGAGGAGCGGCAGAGCAGGGCGAUCGUGUUCAGGAUUGGUAAUUAAAUGAUCGUUUCCAAACAUCCUGCUGCGGAUCGUUAUCAGCUUUUCCUCUGAUUCAAGAGGGUGUUUUUUCUUUUUACUGACCGGAUUAAUUUGAUGGGUUUGACUCGAACAUUUGGAAGAAAUUAAAGGAUUUUAUCAGACCUCUUGAACUGAAGAUUUUUUUAAGGUUUCUUGCCUUGAAACUGCCACAGGACAAAGUCAGAUGUUUUAAUAACAGUUUGGUUUGUGCCUUUAAGUCUGAUUUAAUUUUGAGAUUAGACAAAAUUUAAACAAAAAACAAAAUUUGUCCAAUUUUUUUGGCUCAGAUUAUGAUUUAAGAUCUAAAUUGAAAAUUUGAAAUCUUGUGGCAGCACAUUAUCUAUCAAUUACACGGGUUACAUUCUGAUUUCUUCACGCUCUCUGUACAUUUAACGUGUUAUAUUAUCAACUUUACACCACAAUAACCCGAAUGAUAAAAUGAAAGUAGCUGGAAUAAAAAUAAAUAAAUAAAUAAAAAAUUGAAAGAUCUUCAGGUUUAAAUAAAUUAAACAUAAACCCUCAAAGCAAACAUAUAUUUCAAAGGAUGUCUGUGUUCAUUGCGUUGUGUUUUGCAAAAUCCUCCUUGCCGAAAUUAUUAUUCUCUUAUUUUUUAAACACCUGAAAUAGUUAAAACUUAAAAGGCAAUGCUAGUUUAUAAAACCAGGAGUAAAAGCCCGUUUCCACCUCGAGAACCAUUCUUGGGACCCAGGAACUUUAACAGUCUCUCAGCCAGAGGCGCCAAGGUCUAGAUUUGCAGCUGGUCCCCAAAAAGUCCCCUUUUCAGGGGUAGGAUGGCCCAGGAACUAUUGGGGUGGAGUUUGUAGGGCCGCUCGCUCACUGAUCAAUCACAGACCUCGUGGCUGCAGUAGUUCCUGAGCAGCUUCCUUCACACGGUAAAAUAGCCCUGGGCACCACUAGAAUUGAUACUAGCAUGAGUGUCAGACAUUUCUUAUUUAUUGACGUUAGGUACUUUUUACCUUCGCAUCAGUUCAUUAUCAGAAUAUGAAGAAUAAUAUAACAACUUUGGGUUUUUUGUUUGUGUCUUGGAACUAUUUGGUUGAAAAGUGGCAUUAGUCAUCUUCCUUUAAGUCGAACUUUCUCCAGCCCAGAACAUAAUGUUUGAGUGCACCACACACACAAUAUAAGCAUCCUACAAUUUCCUAGUUUUAUCUGACUGUGCAGCUUUUCUUCCUCAUACCUACCCAAACAUUUUAUCUUACCUUAUGUGUCCGAUCCCUUCAUUUCCUCACCAAGGAGUACUCUUUGCUCAUCUUUUUUUAAAAUGACUUGUAAGAAUUAAAACUGUUAUCCAAAGGAAUUAUAAGUGUAUGUACUGAAGCAGCUUUGCUGUUGAUUUGCGGCUGGUUGAGGCGUCGGUGACACAAGGACCGAGCCUCGUUCUGCUGCUGAAUCCACGACUUGCUGUGAAUAGGAGCAUAAGUUGAGCAACUAUGAUGUAAAAUGAAGACUUUCUCAAAGUUUGCCAGUCAGCUUUAAUAUUUUCCCAUCAAAAUCAUCCACACGAUGCAGAGUUUCUUGCAAAAAUAUAAAACAUGAAAUAAAUUCUCAGGCUGGAGUCAGAUCAGGAUCAAAGAUG
This is a messenger RNA of Xiphias gladius (swordfish), 4390 nucleotides long. It is a transcript of the gene ndufaf7, whose product is annotated as NADH:ubiquinone oxidoreductase complex assembly factor 7. The transcript has 10 exons. NCBI's taxonomy places the organism in Eukaryota, Metazoa, Chordata, Actinopteri, Istiophoriformes, Xiphiidae. Bases 622 to 1968 code for a protein of 448 amino acids. Gene Ontology annotation, biological process: mitochondrial respiratory chain complex I assembly. Gene Ontology annotation, cellular component: mitochondrion. The record is from RefSeq and is a predicted model, not a curated record. Gene Ontology annotation, molecular function: protein-arginine omega-N symmetric methyltransferase activity.